Molecule: messenger RNA, 3231 nt
Organism: Closterium sp. Yama58-4
Lineage: Eukaryota; Viridiplantae; Streptophyta; Zygnematophyceae; Desmidiales; Closteriaceae
Source: the annotation of a GenBank genome assembly
AUGGGGGAAGCAUUGACGAUACUUACUGUUGUCACACUCCUUUCCGCCCUUCCCCCUCCCCCAGGCCACUACGAGAUGAUAUUCCUGGUGCACGAGGGGCGCACGGAUGAGACUCAUUGUUGUCGCCAUCCCUUCACCUCUUCUGCCUGUCAUCCCCUUCCGCCCCUGCUUUCCUCACCAGGCCACUACGAGAUGAUAUUCUUGGUGCACGAGGGGCGCACGGAUGAGACUCCUGCCAUCAUAGAGAAGAUCACAGAGAUGGUGAAGGACGCGCGGGGCACGGUGUGGAGAGUGAACGACUGGGGCAUGAGGCGGCUGGCAUACCGCAUUCAGAAGACAUGGCAGGCGCAGUAUAUCCUCAUGAAUGUUGAAGUUCCCGCGGAUAAGAUUGCAGCGAUUGAGAAGGUGCUGUUGCAGGACGAGAGGGUGAUUCGGCACCUUGUGACGAAGCAGGAUAAGGCGGAGAAGAAGGAUUACCCCGCUCCGGUGAUGUACAAUGCGGUUGGGAGUGCGCUGAAGUCCCCAGCGGGAAAUGCCCCUUGCCGAAAAAAGGGGGAAAUGGGAAGCAAUGACGAGUCAGAGCGAAAGAAGCGGCCAUCAGCAGCGGGAAGCAUUAUGUCGCCUCCUGCUAAGAGACCAUCGCUAUCGUGCCUCGGUGACGAGAAGAAGAUCGACCCAUCAGUUCUUCAGUUUCAGAACCAGAAGCUGAGUCAGCAGCUGGAGGUCCAGAAGGAGCGAAUCCAUGAAUUGGAGUCGCGGUUCGAGGAUCUCAAGGCACGGCAGUCAGACUACGACGAUACACUCAUGACAGUCAACAGCGCGUGGAACCAGCUGGUUGACGAUCUGGAGAUUCUGGCAGUUAAGGCGAAUGCUGGGCUCAACGGUCUUCAGCAGACGUCUAACGCCACUCCCCUUGAAGAUAGAGGGGAUUCAGAUGGUCCUUCAGAAAGCAUUUUCCUUCGGAAGCUGUUGCAAGCGAGUCCGAAGGUCGAGGACCAAGGCAAUGCGAGGAAGAAGCUUCAUUCCGCGUUACAAGCUCGGAGCUCGCAAACGUAUAAGGUCCUCAAGUGCAUAGUGCAAGCCGUCGAUCAACAAAGACUACGAAACGAGGAAUUGGCAGUUUCCUUGAAAAAAAGUCUAAGUUCAGACGAAGCUGCAGAGCUCUUAAGAUCGACGCACGAGGAUUUCAGAUCGGAGGUGUCGCACAUGCGAGCCAAGAUGGACGAGAUGCAUCUGCAGCACAGAAGCCUGUCGUUGGAGCUCUCGGAAAUUCGGGACUUGAACGCCAAGAGCCAAGCCGAAGUUCGGAGAGUUUCAGAUCAUCUAGAGGAUACCCUCAUGCAGCUGGAAUCAACGAGGCGGAAACUCGUCGCGGCGAAGCAGUCAGCUUCGUCGUCUGGGCCGGGCGCGUUUCCCGCGUCGAAGUCGCUUGUGAAGUCGGAUUCGAGAGACGGGGGGCAGGACAGCAGGAACGCGUCUGGGGGGGCCCGUGAGCUUGAAGCCGCACUUGAGGAAGCGAAGAAGCUUUCCGCUCAACGCUUGACUGAGAUUGAGGACAAGCAGCAGACAAUUUUGGAACUGAAUCAGAAGCUACGAGAGUACCAGUCAGCGUCAGAAGACGAGCAGCGCAUCAAGUCGUCACGGCCCUACUCGAUUCUGGCGGAGCAGCUCAUCGCAGCCAGAGCAGAAGCGGAAAGAAACCGGUUAAUUCUAGAGCAGCUGCAAAGAGAGCGGGAUGCGAGCAGCCUGCGCGAGAAGGACAUGGCGUUCCGCGCGGAGGCGGGCGACGCUGCGCGGAGGGCGUGCCAGCUGGCGGAGGCGAGGGUGGAGGAGCUGGAGAAGAAGCUGGAGCACGCGUGCAGGGAGCGCGACGUGCUGCAGCAGCGAUUGGAAGAAGCUCAUUCGUCGCUCGGGAGGAAGGAGACGGUGGCGGAGCUCAAGGUGAUGAUAGCGACGCUGCACAAGGAGAUGAGCAUGAUGCAGGCGCAGCUCACCAAACAUAAAGACGCCUCGCAGCAGCUCGUCACACUGCGCGCCGAUAACGAGUCCCUCAAGUCGGUUCUUAAUAGAAAGGCAAAAGAGAUAGAGCAACUAGGAAAACGAAUUUUGUCACGAGCGUCCGAGCAGAAGGCGUUGAAGGCAGAGGUGGCGCAAUUGAAGAGCUCCGAGUGCGAGUUGCAAAUGUUCAUGGACAUGUUCGAACGCGAAUCCACCGAUACCAGGGACAUGAAGGAGGUGAAGGCGGCGGAGGUGCGCGCGUUGGCGCAGGUGGCGCAGCUGCGCGCGGAGCUUGACGAGCACGGGCUGGCGCUGCGGGUGAAAGCCGCCAACGAGGCGGAGGCGGCGUGCCAGCAGCGGCUGGUGGCAGCAGAGGCGGAGAUCAGCCAACUGCGGCAACAGCUGGACGAAACGGAAAAGAGAAUAGUGGAACUUCAAGAGACAGUGAAGGCGAAGGAGGAGGAGGGAGAGGCAUACAUCACCGAGAUAGAGACCAUAGGAGCAGCCUACGAGGAGAUGCAGUCGCAGAACCGGCGGCUGCUGCAGCAGAUAUCGGAGCGGGACGAGUACAACACGCAGCUCAUCGCGGAGGGCGUCAAGGCCAGGCAGCUGCAGGCGUCGCUGCAGGCGGAGAAGCAGAGCAUGGAGACGCGCAUGCAGCACGCCACGGCUGCUGCUGACGUGCAUAAGCAGCGGGUGGUGCGGCUGGAGGAGCAGGUAAAGAGCGCAUACGAGCAGCUGGCGAAGGCGGUGGAGGAUGCGAGGGGCAUGGCAGGCAGUGUGGAGGCGGGCAAGCGGAAGCAGGCGGAGAUGGAAAGGGAGACGGCGGCUGCCAGGGAGGCCAUGGAGGGGCUUCAGAAGGACCUGAGCUUGCGGAACACACAGAUGGUGGAGGUCGAAGAAAAGCUGGAGAGUGAAAGGAACAAGCGGAGGCGAGUGGAGGAGGAGAGGGACGUGCUGUCAGCACGGUUGGCGAGGCUGGGCCAGUCCAUGGAGCGGGGAGGAGGGUCAGGGGGGCCAUCGGUGGAGCAGCUGCAGGAGGAGCUGCGGCAAUACAAGUCGAUUAUGAAGUGCUCUGUGUGCCACGACCGGCAGAAAGAGGUGGUAAUCACCAAGUGCUUCCACCUCUUCUGCUCGCCCUGCAUCCAGAAGAACCUCGAGUUGCGCCACCGCAAGUGCCCUGGCUGUGGUGUGCCCUUUGGCCAAAACGACGUCAGAAACGUGUACAUCUAG